Ogataea parapolymorpha DL-1 is the source of this 513-nucleotide messenger RNA. RefSeq lists its product as uncharacterized. Bases 1 to 513 code for a protein of 170 amino acids. The record is from RefSeq and is a predicted model, not a curated record. Lineage: Eukaryota; Fungi; Ascomycota; Pichiomycetes; Pichiales; Pichiaceae. The transcript has a single exon.
AUGCCGUUGACAGAGAAACAACGAUGGAUCCUCGGGGGAACUUUGGUUUUUGGUGCAAUUGCAGUGUACGUGCAAUCAUCCAAAAACCCGCUGGUGAAACCGAAGCCUGUGAUAUGGCCUCCUCAGUCUGCCACAAAAAAUAGGAUUCUCCUUCCUGUGAGAAAUAGGUCUGAACUACAGCCACUGGUGCCCUUGCACUCUCCUUUACUGAUGAAUUUUGUCUUCCGGGGUGAUACCGCAUCGAACAAGCAAACAGGGGCUCUGCAGAGAAUUUUGACCUACGACAUCGACGACAGCAAGCUUGUCAGCAUGGUUGAUGUGGAGUGCGACGAGCCGGGAAACAAGGGCCUGCUUCUUGACUACCAGGUUACCAGAAUUCCGUCCAUCGUGUGCUUGAGAAACCAGAUCGCCCAAGGAACAUUUGUGGACGACAAGCUUAUUGAAAAUCCCGAAGGGGAGGUGGAUUACGAGAGACUUAAGAAAUGGGUCGAAUCGCAAGCAGCUGAAAAAUAA